AAAAUAAUAGCUACUGACUGCAUUUGAAUUAUAACUCAAAACAUACCUCUGGUCAGGGAGGGCUCUCGGGCUGGGUUAAGAAGUAAACUGGCUUCCUGCUUCCCUACAGUAAGAGUCCUGAAGAAGGGUUACACCCGAAAUAUCGACUUCACCUCCCGAUGCUGCCUGGCUUGCUGUGUUCUUCCAGCCUCCUGCCUGGCUGCUAUAGUAAGCGGCUGACACAGGCUCUGUUUGUAUUGAGUUAAUGUAACUGUACUACUGUUGCUUUGAGGCGUGCAAGACUCUUAUCUUACCCUGUGAGGCGCUGCCUAUUCUUGCGACUUCCUGGCCGGUAGUGUGAGUGUUUACUACACACUUGAAAGCUUAACUUUGCUUUCGCAGGGCAAAGGAUCUCUCCAUCUGUGUAGAAUAUUGUUGUUGCUUUGACCGAAGGUAUGCAGCAGCAUUGGAGGAUCAUUAUGUGAAAAAGAAUGCACAGUUGUUUGCAUCUGGAAAGAUUCUGAGUUAAGCAAGAACUAGCAGAGCACAUUCAAAGCUGUGCUGCUCCAGGUUUCUCCUACACGUCUACAUUUAUGACUGUCAGCAAGUCAUGAGACAUGAGUCACCGAGUAUUCGGAUCUGCUUAUUUGAAUAUUUUCACAAGGCCAGAUAGAGAUCAUUGCUCCUUUGUGUAGAGGCUCUUUCCCUUUACCUGGAGUUAAAAGUCUUGGACCAUCAUGAUGGCCAAUAAAAGAAGUGUUGAUUGCAUGGACUCGCUUAUUUAUAGUAAGAUGCCACGAUUGGAGAAUGACCAGAAUGGGUUAUCAACAGGACUUUAUAAACCCAGUCCCCUAUCUAGUUAUGCUGCUGAAAAUCCCCUCAAGUACACUGGAUCUUAUUUAGCAUAUCAUCUUCAAAAUCGUGAUGGAACAGAUUCACAAGGUAUCUGGAACCAGGCCCGACCAUGCGUGCAUCAUAUGGGUGGUCCAAACACCCAGUCACCACCAGGUCAAGUUUCAAGUCUCAACAAUCGCUCAUAUCAGACAGAACAUGAAACUGUAUCCCGACCAUUUCAGCCAUCUGUGAACGCAAAUGAUAAACUUGACUUGGUCAAAGAUUUAAUGAAUGUUCGAUCAAAAUGGGUCACUUUCGUUGAACGGCAGAAGAAUUUGAGAAAAGGCCAAAAUCUCCCAGCUGUGCUCUGCUCUUCUGCAGCUGGAAAACACAGUUUACAUUCGUCUGCUUUAUCUACAGUUGGUAACUCUGCAAAUGUAGCAUUCCCACAACCAGUGUAUAGGAAUAGUGUCUGUUGUUCAGGAGCUGGUUUCUCUUUGGAAAAUUCAACAGAUCAUUUUUAUAGAAGAGGACAGGAAACUGAAUGGAGGAUGCCACCUCCUGUUACUUCCAGUUGUUUAAUUGUGAAUAACAGUCAACUGAUGCACAGUCAGCAAUAUGCUAAUCCGCUUGCGAAAAAUAAUUCAUUGCAUAGUGGAUCUGGCAAUAUACAGAUUAGCUCUGUGGGCCGAAUCACCAAAGAAACUGGGAAAUCACCUGGAGUGCGUUCACCCCUAUGUCGAGGAUAUGGAACUUACACUAGUAGUGUUCUUCAAGAUCCCAGAUAUCCUGUGCUUUCAUAUGAAAACUCUAAUGGAACUGUACCAGGUCAUAGCGGCACAUCCAUACAUAACAUCCAAGACUUGCAGAAAGCUCCCUUACAUCCAUUUGGGACGACUCAAGGGCAACAGAUGCAACCAUCUUUGUAUCGUGAUAAGCCAUCACCACCGAAAUAUCCAGUGCCAAUUCAACCAAAGGUUUUGCACUCUCUGAACACUAUUUCAAACCAGCAAAGUGUGGGUAGUUACUCAUUGUUACAUCCACAUAGCUACAAAGCCCAAAUGGGAAAUUAUCCAGUGCCAGGGGCAAGUGGGCGGAUGCCUGUACCCAGUUCCCCUUAUGCAAGCCAGCUUGUUUCAGAGAAUCCUUAUGCACAACCAUCUGAAUCUUUUGGGUAUGCUGCUCGUCAUCCUCCUCCGCCACCAGAGCAACAGAAAAGUAUCUCUGCGACUGGUCCUUUGAUUCAUCCUGUAUCACAGCCUGCAACACACUCAACUGAGUUUGAGCAACAGAGUACUCCUGGAAACAAAGUUGCUUCAUCUCUCCAAGAUCCAACUAAUGCAAAGCAUCUUUCACCAGACCUGUUGCGUUUCAGGCCUCGCAUCGUUGCACAAACAAAUGAACGAUGCUACAAUUCAUUAAAUACUCUUUAUAAUUCGGAAUAUACUGGUCCGCAGCAGUUGAUAAGCAAACACAGUGCCUUCCACCCUGUGCUAUCUGGCAAACACUUGAAGGUGCCAUUUGAGAGACCUGCUGGCUCCCCAGGUGACCAAAGACCAAAGGAUAUUUAUCUGCAAGAACAUAGCCCAGGCAUCCACAUUUCCCCUAAAGGUGAUCAAGGUAGGUUUAUAUUCAGUAAAGAACCUGAGAUCCUGAAUAAUAAACCAGUAGAAGUCAGAUUGGCUAGCCCACAAAAAAGCUAUACUGUAAGUCCAACCAGAAAAACAUCUGUGAUUAAUUUCUCGCCUGCUUCCUCCCCUGCUUCUAAUGAAAGCAAGAGAUCAACCCCACCUCCUUCCCCUCCUAUGCCAGUCAUAAACAAUGUGUUCAGUUUGGCACCCUACAAAGCCUACCUGGAAGCCACUGGUCUGUUCUUCUCAAAAUGUCCAAACUGCGAACUAGAUUGUGAUAAAUCAUGUUCAUGUUCUUUGAAAAAUAAAACUCAAAGCAGCAGAAGUGAUAGUGCCAUAGAUCUUGAUUCCAGUACACCUGGCCCUAAAAGACUGGCAACAGACAGUAGUCAGUUGCAACCCAAGAAUGGCGAACUGAAAACAGGUGACGCUUCUGUGCGUUUAGAAUCUACAAAUGAAAAAGGUGCAUCUGAGGAUGAGCUUAGGAAAACAGUAAGCACGAAGAACUGUUUAGAUGUUCAGCAUCAGGAGAUUAAUCUUUCUCCUAAAUUCAAUAGGCUUGAUAAGGGCCUACCUCAGCAAAGUAGUAAUAGUGCAAGGUGUAUGGUUCACAGUGGUGAUAGAAAGCUUGGGAUGAACAAAAUGGAAGAUGAAAUGGCCUUGGACCUAAGUACUAAAUCAAAAAGUCCACCUUUGAAUGUUAUUCAACAUGCCCUGGUUUCUGGUGAGUCUGGAGAAAAAUUGAAAAGUACAAAUGAAAUAUCAAAUGAAAAAGAAAAUACUAUAGAAUCUCAGAGUACUGAAGAGAAACGUGAAAGCACAUGGCCAUCUGAAGAGCAUGGAACGAAGGCAGUUGUUGCACCCUCUAAUGAAUCCAGCAAUGUAAGUGACCACCUUAUUAUAGAAAUGAAUAAGUAUAAAAUACUGAGACCUGUCCCUCCAAAGAUUGGUGAAAAUAAUUCAACUCUGCCAUCUGAAGACAUUACUAAAGCUAAAAAAAUUAGUUUGAUUGGAUCAGUUGAUCCCUCUGCCUUAAUUUUGAGACCCCUGAAACCUCUGAAGCGAAUAUUACCUGAUGUGGUUAAAUCAAUUAUGAAUUCUAAUCCUGAACCUUGCAAGCUAUCUUGUGAAACCAAAGUGGACUCAUCUUGUAAUGGCAAGUUAAUGCAGAACGAGAAUGACACUUAUAAUUAUUUUGUACAUCUUCAUCAGUCCCUAUGUGACAUGAUCACCCAGUCUGUGGCUGAAACCUCUGAAGAGGUUUUGUGUGCAUGUUUGCGGGACAUUGAAGAGAAGGAAACUCCAAAAUUGAGGUCUUCAGUAAAGUCAAAAAAUGGUACAAGAAGCUUUGAAGCAUUGAAGAUGUCGAAAGCAAAAGAAAUUUGGCGCAACUAUGGCCACGUCCAGCAGACCCUACAAAAAUUACUUUCCUACUUGGAAAGCUAUAUUUAUUCCAGAACGUGCCCAUUUCCCCAUGUAAUAAGGGCUGGCACAAUUUUUAUUCCAAUAUACUUAGUGAAGGAGAAAUUAUUUUCCAGCCUCAAGGGAGCAACAAUUGAUCAAGUUUUCCAGGAGCACAAAAUAGAACUAAGACCAACGACCCUUUCAGAGGAGAAGAAACUGCAGACAGAGUUACAGCUUCAAAGGUGUUCUUCCAGACUAAUCAAGCUGCUUUCCUUAAAGCAGUUACCUGAAAUCUAUCAAGAUCUGCUGGAUGUUCUGUGGCAUUCUUGUGUGAAAAUUCGUCUUGGUGAACAAAGUGAUGAAAACAUGAAGGAAGCAACUCUGAAUCCAGCUGAUAAGAAUGCUAAUGAAAAUCAUUGCGCAGAGCCUAGUUCUGUAGACAUCAGAAACGAAACAGUAGCAAACACUGCCUGCUCAAUAGGGAAGCCUGACAAUGGAAUCGCAACAGCCAGACAUAAUGCAAACCCUAAGAAAAGACGGAGGAAGAUCAGAGCUACAACAUCGUCCAUAAACUGUAACUCUAAAUGUACUGAUUCAAGCAAUAGUUCACAAUCUAUACAGACAAUAAAGCCAAAAUCUGUACACCAUUUAGAAAAGAAAUCCUGCACACAGAUUGAUCAAGAUGCUGGUACAGCACGGUCAAGCAAAGUGUCCCAGUCAGAACCUAGAAAUUUACAGAAAAGAAGAGGAGUUUACAAUGAAAAGGCUCUCAUGAAAGGCAACUUUGAAAGGAAGGGCACUACUUUGGUGGUUCGACUAAAUCGGGUGACUGUUAAUGAGGACAAUAAAGGGACAAACGUUUCCUGCAGUAGAAAGAUCAAAAAAUCUCAAAUGCCAAUAAAUAAAAAGAAUAAUGGAGCACUGAGGCCAACUAGAAGCACAUCUAAAGUUCUGCAUCUUCGCGGCUCAAUUGUGCGGUUAAAGUUUCAGAAACCGAGGCAAACUGCUCUGCAUAGAAAUUUAGUGCUGAAGUCGAUUGUUGCUGCGAGAAAGCCUAUAUUAACACGUACUUCUCAACGACUGGAUCAGAAAAUAACUAAACCCCUUUCUUGUAGAAAACGCCAAGGCAAGAAAUACCCAAAUUUAGUGGGAAAACGUAUACGACAUCUGUAUGAGGAAAAGGAUAAAUCAGAAUCCUGGUAUAAAGGUGUAGUGGUUCGAGUGCAUGAAAAGCACCAGAAUCCUUUACAAACUGUGUACGAGGUUAAAUAUGACACUGAACCUGACUGGCAGUACUACCUUGAACUCUUGCAGGAUUAUGAAAAAGGGUGGCUAAGAGUUGAUGACUGACUUGUAAAAUUAAGCACUGUGCUACCUUCUUUGUUUCCAUAUCUCUAAUGGUAAUUACACAGGCUAAAGUAAAAUAGAAUUGUAUAUGCCAUCCAGGAAAGUAAUUCAUCAGGUCUUCAUUAUUUUGUUUAUUUAGCAGGGCAAUAAAAGAUUGCAGCAGUUCCCACAUUCUCCUUAAGAUUUAAGUGCAGGGUCCUUCAAAAUUACAGUGCAAAAUAUUAGAGACCAAUUUGUGUGAGGAUUUUUGCAUUGCAGCACGGCCAAGAGGUAGCAUUGUCAGUUCACAUUACAAAGCUAGAAAAUAUUUUGAAUACUAUGAUGUCAAUAACUUCUAAAAAUGCUGGAAUGGAAUUCAAUGCAAAUGUUUCCCUAGUCAAGUUAACUAAAGAUAAAAGGUCUCUAUGUCCCAAACUAUUUCAUUCAACAAAAAUCAGUGAUGUUCCACUCAUCCUACAGUAAUUUCUGAGCUAAGUAUCAAUUUUUUUUAGGCGAAAUUGUUUUGCACUGUUCUCUCCAUUUUCUGUUCUUGUGCUGAUUCCUUUGUCCACGUAUGCUAGCAGCUGUCAGUCUUUGGCUCUGCUGCGAUUCUUCAUGUGUCAGCCAGAAGCAAGAGUUGAUGUGAUGUUUGGCAUGGAGCGCCUUACAACCGUAUCCAAUUCCAUUGCUGCUGGGUGCCUUUACAAGCAUUUCUUAAGUGAAAUUGUUGGAAAACCUUUGAAAGCUGUAAGCCUGGAUCAUCUUUUGUUCUAUUCCCUAGCCAAUGCUAGAGGUCGUUUGGGGACCUGUCAACCACAUCCCCAAUGAGAAUGAGCUAACUCAGGACUAACUUGGACUAUGAUUUAUAAUUAACAGAUGGUGCAUAAUACAAACUGGCAAUCGUUGUGUAUGUGUUUUUACAAUGUCUAUUCUUGUAUGAUAGCCAUUCAAAUUCAGUUCAGCAAUUUGAAUAUGCAAGUUGGAUUUAGAUAUAAAGUUAGUGUAGAACUUUCAAUACUACCAGCACAAUUGUUAACUGCUUCCCUCCCUCCUACCUGUGUACUGUCCGCUUUCAUCUCCUAAGUGAGAACCUGGGUGUGAGCAGAAGCAGUUCCAUGCAGAACCAGUGCUGCUUGUUGGUCCUCUGUUAUUGAAGUAUUUAUCAAAGAUGGGUGACCAGCACUAUAUAGGAGGCCUUUUUUGAUUCAACGUUUAAUCAAGUUUAAACCAUUUUUUUUGUGGGGCAGUGAUUCCACAAACAAUUAGCAGUAAGUAUUUUUAAAUUCUGUCCUCUGCCCAAAGAAACCUUUGUGUUCAUGAUGAGUUUGACAAGUAUGUUUAUCUAAAUUGUUACUGAUGUACAGACUUAAGAAAUUGGGGCAUUGAUAGCACAAAUUGCAUUAAGUAGUGUAGCUACACUGUAGUGUUUUUGUAUGGACUUUUUGUAAUAAGAAAAUUAGCUAAUUAAGUUAAAGUUGUUACAUUUUCAUGUUUCAUCUGUUGAUAUUGAAAUACUACAUGAAAUUGGGAGGUGAAAGAAACAGUGUUGCUAACUCCUUUCUGUGUAUACUUUUGUAUAAAGAUUUCAAACCAG
Molecule: messenger RNA, 6768 nt
Organism: Chiloscyllium plagiosum (whitespotted bambooshark)
Lineage: Eukaryota; Metazoa; Chordata; Chondrichthyes; Orectolobiformes; Hemiscylliidae
Gene: prmt2ip
Product: PRMT2 interacting protein
Source: RefSeq, a predicted model, not a curated record